Molecule: messenger RNA, 1650 nt
Organism: Penaeus monodon (black tiger shrimp)
Lineage: Eukaryota; Metazoa; Arthropoda; Malacostraca; Decapoda; Penaeidae
Product: extensin-like
Exons: 7
Coding region: 1-1650 (549 amino acids)
Source: RefSeq, a predicted model, not a curated record
AUGACGCCAAGCAAUUCGUCAAACACAGACUUCCUACCACCGCCCCUGAUCCUUACCACGCCCCCAAACCCUCCUACAAAAACCCCUGAACCCGCUACCACAAACCCGAACUCCGCCUACCAACCCCCUAACCCCGCCUACCACGGCGCCCCCGAACCCCGCAUACCACAGCCCCGAACCCGCCUACCACCAGCCCCCGAAACCCGCCUACCACGCCCCCAACCCGCCACCACGCCCCGAAACAAAAAAAAAAAAACCCGCCUACCACACCCCCGAACCCGCCCUACCACGCCUUAUCCCGCCUACCACGCCCCGAACCCGCCCUACCACGCCCCUGAGCCCGCCUACCACGCCCCUGAGCCCGCCUACCACACCCCCGAACCCGCCUACCACGCCCCUGAGCCCGCCUACAACGCCCCCAAACACGAGCCCGAAUACGCUGACGUGAUACAACUACAACUACGGCUUCGCCGACGUUACUCCGGCUCAAACUUCGCCGCCUCCGGAGUCCCCGCGAAGGCUACAACACCCGAGGGCAACCUAACCCGUCGACCUUUCCUCGACGGCAGCAAGCAGAAUCGUCAACUACUGUCGUCGUCCUCGCUGCGUGGUGUCCGUCGCCUGUGCGACAGGCCCCACGUAGUCCACGCCCCUCAUCCCCCCGUGUACGCCUCUAAGCCUUAUUACCACGCCCCUGCUCCUUACCACGCCCCUGAACCAGCCUACCACGUCCCCGAACCCGCCUACCACGCCCCCGAACCCGACUACCACGCCCCCAAACACUACGAGCCCGAAUACGCUGACGUAACUCCAAAGUACAACUACAACUAUGGUGUCGCCGACGGCUACUCCGGCGCCAACUUCGCCGCCUCGGAGUCCCGCGACGGAUACAACACCGAGGCAGUACGACCGUGCGACCUCAGCCCGACUGCCGGCAAGCAGAUUCGUCAACUACGUGGACAACGGCGACGGUUAUGUAGCUCAGGUCACCUACGAGGGCGAGGCUCAGUAUCCCGAGUACAAGCCCACCUACAAGCCCGCUUCCCCUACCCCAGCGUAUGCUUAAGUCGUCGUCCUCGCCUGCGUGGUUGUCGUCGCUCUGUGCGACAGGCCCCAGUCCACGCCCCUCAUCCUCUCGUCUACGCCUCUAAAUCUUCAUACCACGCCCCUGCUCCUUACCACGCCCCUGAACCCGCCUACCACGCGCCCGAACCCGCCUACCACGCCCCCAAACCCGCCUACCAGCCCCCGAAACCAGCCUACCACGCCCCCGACCCGCCUACCACGCCCGACCCCGCCUACCACACCCCCGAACCCGCCUACCACGCCCCUGGUAGCCCGCCUACAACGCCCGCCAAACACUACGAGCCCGAUACGCUGACGCUGGAGUGCCUCCCACGUACAACUAACAACUCUUUGUCGCCGACACCUACUCCGGCGCCAACGUCGCCGCCCCUCCGGAGUCCCGCGACGGCUACAACACCGAGGGCAACCUACACCGUCGACCUCCCCGACGCCGCCAAGCAGAUCGUCAACUACGUGGACAACGGCGAACGGUUUAUGUCAGCUCAGUCACCUACGAGGGCGAGGCUCAUAUCCCGAGUACAUAGCCCACCUACAAGCCUGCUUCCUACCCCAUCAUUGCCUUAG